CUGACUGUCGUAUACACAAUUUUGCCCUUUCAAUCGUACACAUAAUACACAUACUGUGUACAAAUAUAGGCCAUGUUUGUAAUCUUUAUACAAACUUGUAAAUAAAGUAUAGAUUUUACAUUGUAAAGUCAAUAAAUAUUAUUGUGUACAUGCGUAAACUACAUUUGUCAGCGGAUUUAGAAGGACAUGCGUAGAUCUAUUUAAGAUUAUAACAAGCUAAACACAUGUUGGUGUGCUGGCAGAUAUAGGACCUUAAAGAGAUAAUUCACGAUGUUGCAGAGACAAACAGCAUUGAGCAAGCAGUAUGCAGCCACUCAUAAACGGUGCCGUUUUAUUAUGAAUCCUUAAUAGAAAUUAGGCAGUGAAACCAAUGGGAAAAUGAUUAUUUUGUGCGUUUUAAUUCAUACUGUGGAUGAAAUUAAAAACAGUUUUUACUGAAAAAAAAAUGGUUGAAACUGUUGUUCGAUCUGAAAAAAAUCUUAAAUAGCAACUGGCAGUCUGCUGAUUUAAUGAUUCGCUGAAAAUUUAUUUGAAAUUCUUCUAAACAUCAAAUAUGGCGACAGAUCGUCUGACAGACGACGAAAGUUGUGAAAAACUUCUGGACGAGUCUGUAAAAGAACUGGAUGAAGAUGAGGAAGACUGCAUUAAACAUUUGUUAAACGCACUCGAAAGAGAUGAAGCGGAGGCCAAUGAAAAAUAUUGGGAAGGGAGACAACUCUUAGCGAAGGACAGGGGUUUGAUGCUGGAUUACAAUGACAGAGGUAAUGAAAGUGUAAAUGCUAGUGUAAGUGAUCUGAAUACAAGUAAACUUAAACUCGACAUCACUGCAAACAAUGUACCGCCCAAAGGAACAGAAAUCAAAUUCAGCAAAAUAUCUCCGUCGUCGUCAGAUAAACAAAGACGUGCAAUGAAAUUACUUAAAAAGCAUAAGUCAGAAACUGGGAAAAUUAUUUGUGGUAUAGUGAUUAUGUUAAUUAUUUUAGGCAUUGGAGGGAGUUUACUUGUUCUUGGAUGGAUAAUGGACAUGGAGGAUCUUUACCUGCUUGGUGGUAUUUUUGCAUUUGGUGGUGUUAUUUUUACGAUUGCACUUAUAGUUGUAAGAUGCCAGACUAGAGAACAACUAGGAGAUACGGAUUAUUCUGUUCUCUAUAAAGCAUAGGAUCUUAUAAUUUCAUUAUAAGGCCCACAGGAUUUAGAUCUCUUGCCAAUUAUGUCUUAAUGGAUAAAGCGUUGGCAGAAGAAUAAAUUCAGUUCAGUCCUCUUGUUAAAGAAACAAACAAACGAUAUGGUCACAAAAAUGGUGCUUAUAUGAUAUAGUUUUGCAAUUUAAAAAAUGUACAAGCAUAGAAAAGAGUAAAUUGUUCACAUUUAAAAUUAUUAUAGUCAGCAUUUAAGUUUUGCAUUAAUAGAUAUGUGUAAGGUUAAGGUUAUACAAUUGUACUAGAUUUACCAUUAAAUAGGAUCUCACCUGACCACGUGUCGUCCUACCGUCGUGUGUUAUAAAGACGUUCUGGAGUGUGUACUGUACAUUCAUCUUUUGUUUUGUAUAGUUGUUUUAGAUACGAUUCGCAACCUCCCCUGUUUUACGAUGUUUUUGUUAGUUUUGUUAUUAGGGAGGUUAUGCUUUCAUACAUGUGCGGGUAUUGGUUUUUUUGAGAUUUUAUUUCAUUAAGUUAAAAAGGCGAUUUAGAAUAUUGCAGUUAUAGCUUAAACAUUCUAUUACGUUCAGAAGUUUAUUGUCAAAUCUACAUCAGAAGUUUUAAAUGUAUAUAAGCAACUCGAUUAAAUUAUGAUAUUGUAACAGACCCUUACUUCUACUUGUAGAGAAUUUCUACACGUACAUGAUACCCGUACAAGAAUGAAAUCUGAACCGCUCUGUUAUAGAACAGCAUAUUUACUACAUGAUACCAGCCCCAUUAUACCAACGUGUACAUUGUUAGAUAUAUCUAUUGUUAAGUUUUUUUUUCUUCUGCUGCCUGGUCCAAUAUAGUCUUUUUCUCUUAUCGCCGCAACAAAUGUCAGUAGGACAGUUUUUUUUUCGAGGCCAACAGCACUAAAGGAACCACGGCACUAAUUUAUUGAACACUCAUUUUCCACUUUGUAUAUUUUUGACAUUUUGGUUGACAAAAAUGAGGGAGAAGGUUGUAAUUCAAUUCAAGUAUGAGGUCACAGAAGUGUAAUUUUGACGUGACUUUUCGGUAAGCAAAUGUAACAGGAAAAAAUAUAAUUAUAUCUCUUAGAAGAUACAUGAAUCGUACCUUUUCCUUCAUCUUGAGCUAGUUCUAGGAUAAUUCUUUAAAAUGAAGAAAUGAAUUUCCCAUUGAAAUGGAUCUGUGUCUGUACUGUACAAUAGCUCUGUGAACAUCUCCAGUUGAUAUAGAAUAUGUAGGGGGAUAAUAUUUUCGUUCUGUUGAAUCUCCACGCAAGCGGCAUUUAUCUAAAAAUGAUAAUGUAAUGAUGUGUUUAUACAAUCGCUCGGUAAUAGAUCUGAUCUAGGGUCAAUACGACAUACCUUUGAUCAAUGAAAGGACCAUAAUGAUACACAUAUAUCUAUUAACUGCAUCUUACGACGCAUAUAUAGUGUAUUUAUUUUAACUGUGAUAUCAGAUAUUUAUUACUGUUUCAUACAAAUAUACUGCUUCUUGAUAGUUUGAGAUAAAUAUAUUCGUAUCGAUAAAAAUGUAUGUGUUACACUACUUUCAUAUCCGACAUACAAAUUUGCACAUUUUAUGUCUAUACCGAUGCCCGAUCAUUUGUUUUACUAGUGGUCAACUAAAUAUAUCUCGCGUUUUAUUUAUAAACUUAGUGUUUUAUCCCGAGAUUCGUACUGUAUUACAAAUUUUAGUAUCUUUGUUUAGUUGACGUAAGUUUCGUAUUGUAUUGUUUUUAAGAUCAGUAAAAUACGAUGACUCUGCCAUUGUUACAUGCGCAUUUAAAGAAAAAAUGUUUAUUUUUAACUGUCUCCUUUGGGCAAAGUUUUUUGGCGCGCGGGUCGGGGGAGGGGGGGGGGGGGGCUUGAGCGACUUUCUGGGAUGACAUAAAUCCGAAUUAGUGUGUGGAAGCCAUUCAUAUUAUAGCUGAUCUCCUAUCGAUGUCUCAGACUUUGCAAAAAAUGCUGAUCAAAAGUAAGCUAGUUUGAUGGUUUAUUUUAUAUGAAACACUCAUCAUUACAUAAAAAAACUUCUUUGAAUCGGUUAUCCGUUCAUUUUAACAGUUCUCAUACAGGACUAAAUAUUGUUCAACAAAAUAAGCUGUAAUCAUAUUCUGCCCGAGUAGUUCAAUUUAAUAAUUUUGGCAACAUUGAAAGAAACAGAAGCGCGAAGUAUUUAUGCAUUUUAAAUUAUUUCAGCCUCAUAGACGGUUUGCAUGAUAUAUAGGAGAUAGUCUUUUAUUAUAUAAACACAAGUAAUAAUGCAAUAAUGUGCUCGAGUGAAAUAUCUUUAGACCUUACAAAAAAUGUUCAGUUUAUCAUUUCAAGUCAGAUGUCUGUAUGAGCCUCAUUUUCUACCGAACAAAUCCGAAACGUCAUACAAGAAUACGUAAUUGCAAAUGCCAUUACAAUCCUGAGUUACCUUUAAGAACAUUUUCACAAUGCCAUUCACAAAAAAAAACGAGACGUCACGCACGAUAUCAUGAUGUCUCAAUAAUUAUUUUGAGAAAAAUAAAAAUGAAGGUAUGAAUACUGAUGAUCUUGCUAGAAAUUAUUGUAUCCGCCUUUUUGAUAUGAAAUGCCAACUAUUUAUAAUUCAUAGUCUUCCGCGUUGAAGCCUUUGGUAAACAUCUAGGGAAAUUAAAAGCCGAAAUACUUGAUGAAAAUGAUCGCAUACUUGCCACAUAUGUUAUAAACCCCAAUUUUAGGCAAUUAGCGCAAGUUAAGGCAGUUGUAUAUCAAAAGGUUUUAAUGCAUUAUUGAUUAAUUAAUAAGUUUUUAAUGUACAUGCAUAUACAUUGGUAUACGAGGAGUGUUUUAACGUGUCUAUAUGUUUGUAUUUAUAAGCUUGGUAAGUUUAUAUUUUAUUCUUUUGAUAUGAAAUUUAUACAAAUUUACAUAAAUUUAUGCUUUGGAAGUUAUUUAUGGUGUAUAUGAUAUUAUUUUGCCACAAAAUAAUUUAGUCAUUCUCAAGUUAUAUCAGAUUAUAUACUAGUAUUUAACAAAACCACCAACGCACCCCACUAUAUGUUUCAUAUUACUAGCAAACGAGGGAAUUUUACUCGAAUCAUAGCAAACAAAAAUACAAAACAUCUUCUUUGUCCAACCAUAACAAAUUUGAAUCAGAAUGAAAUAUUGAACAGUGAAAAUUUAAUAUCUUCGCCUCUGUAACUUUAAAAAUUAUGACAUUUUAAGAAAUGGGGUGAUUUCGUAAUAUGAAUAAAAUGGUACCACUUCAACUACUGAUGUUUACUGAAAUUUUAUAUGCAUUAAGCAACAUAUUUUAACCUGCUUUUACAUAUUUUAGCCAGCUGGUGGCAAGUCUGCCUUUGCAUCCAGUGCAAACCAAGAUCAGCCUGCACGUCCGUGCAGUCUGAACAUAGUCUGCACUGUUCGAUAUUCAGUCAGUAAACGUUCUGUGAACUCUCCUUUGAAUGACAAAUGAUACUGCCUAAAUUGAAUGAUAGACCAGUCCAUUUUAAUUUAGCAGGGUAAAGGUUAAUAGAUUUUGUUAUAAAUAUUAAAGUUGCCAAAAUACCAAGAUUGUGUUUUCACACUGAUGAUUAUAAAUAUCACAGUGCACAUGUAUUUAAUGUGGAUAUGAUGUAUUAGCAUAUACGUGUACAUGUACUUGUUAUCAUUUUAAGACUGCAAUAAACUUUAGAAAGCCAA
Messenger RNA from Mercenaria mercenaria, 4822 nucleotides. RefSeq lists its product as uncharacterized. Lineage: Eukaryota; Metazoa; Mollusca; Bivalvia; Venerida; Veneridae. The coding region runs from base 554 to 1159 and encodes 201 amino acids. The record is from RefSeq and is a predicted model, not a curated record. The transcript is spliced from 2 exons.